Aphidius gifuensis is the source of this 1647-nucleotide messenger RNA. It is a transcript of the gene tll, whose product is annotated as nuclear receptor subfamily 2 group E member 1. Lineage: Eukaryota; Metazoa; Arthropoda; Insecta; Hymenoptera; Braconidae. The record is from RefSeq and is a predicted model, not a curated record. Gene Ontology annotation, molecular function: RNA polymerase II cis-regulatory region sequence-specific DNA binding; zinc ion binding; nuclear receptor activity. Gene Ontology annotation, biological process: cell differentiation; anatomical structure development; positive regulation of transcription by RNA polymerase II. The transcript is spliced from 3 exons. Bases 65 to 1342 code for a protein of 425 amino acids.
UCAUCAUCAUCAUCAUCAUCAGGAUUUUUGUGAAAAAUCGUGAUUAUUAUUAUAUUAAUUUGCCAUGCAGAGUGAAGAAACUACACGUAAUCAUAUUGAUUCAUCACAGCAAAAAAUGCAGCCAUCAUCCAGUCGUAUAUUGUAUGACAUACCUUGCAAAGUUUGCCGUGAUCAUUCUUCUGGUAAACAUUAUGGUAUAUUUGCUUGUGAUGGUUGCGCUGGUUUUUUCAAGAGAUCAAUAAGACGAAAUCGUCAAUACGUUUGCAAAGCUAAAUCUGAGCAUGGAUGUAUGGUUGACAAAACACAUAGAAAUCAAUGCAGAUCCUGUCGACUUGCCAAGUGUAUACAAGCUGGCAUGAAUAAAGAUGCUGUUCAACAUGAACGAGGCCCAAGAAAUUCAACUCUACGAAGACAAAUGGGUUAUUUAUUUAAAACACCAGAUAUCAUGAUGAGUAGUGUUCAACAUCAACAUCAGCAUCAACAUCAACAUCAACAUCAACCAACAACUGGAGCAGCUCUUGAUCUUGCAUUACCAAAAUCAUCAAGUCAACCAAGGGUAUCUGUUGCACAAUCUGUGGCUCAUUCAACUGUUCCAUCAUCGCAUCCAGUAUAUUGCAAUGCAAUGUCAAUGAGUAAAAUACCAGUUAGUUUAUCAAGCAUAUCAACAAUGGCAACAACUGCUACGGGAAUUUCAACACUGCCAAUUUUAUCAGCAACAAUGCCAGCUGAUUCAGUUAGAGAAACAGCUGCUAGAUUACUUUUUAUGAAUGUCAGUUGGACAAGAGAUUUAGUAACAAGUGCUGGUUUAUCAAUUGAAGAUCAAUUAACACUUCUUGAGGCAUCAUGGCGUGAAUUGUUUCUUUUGGGUGCUGCACAAAUGGUACCAACUCUUGAUCCAUCAGCACUUGUACCUUCUGGUAGUCAAAAUCUUCCUCUAGCCCUACAAGUUACUAGAUUUCGUGAAACACUUGCUGGUUUUCAUUCAAUGAAUCUUGAUUAUCAUGAGUAUGCAUGUAUAAAAGCCAUUGUAUUAUUUAAAGCUGGUCUUGAUUGUGAGCUUGUACCAAGUAGUCGUAGUAGCAGUGGUUCAGCAUCACCAAAUUCUGUUAGUCGACUUCGUGAUCCUGCUGCUGUUGCACGUCUACAUUAUGGUGCACAAAUUGCACUUGGUCAACGUUUAAAUGGUGCAUCAUUUGGUGAAUUAAGAUUUGGAAAAUUAUUAAUGUUAUUACCAACAUUGAGAUCUGUAUCAGCACAUGCUAUUGAAGAAUUAUUUUUUCGUAGUACUAUUGGUCGUAUUCCAAUUGAAAGAAUUAUUUGUGACAUGUACAAAAAAACGUAAAAUUAUAAAUAAUUAUGAAAAUAAUUUAAAAUUAUUAUUGUUUUUAAGAAAAACUGUGAUGUUAAUAAACAUAUCAUCAUAUUCGUUAUUGCAUGAUGUCGAUUUUAACAAUGUACAAAUAAAUUAAUAAAUUAAUAGACAUAUAGAUAGAUAGAUAAAUAAAUAAAUAUAUUAUUAUGACAAUUUUAAAUGUGCAGUUUAUGUAUACGAUCAUUAUUAUUAUGCACAGUAAACUCGAGUGCCAAUGCAAUAAGCCCUCCCGCAUAAACAUUUAUAGUGCGUUGCUUUAAUAAAAAAAUCAUAAU